Messenger RNA from Naegleria lovaniensis, 1092 nucleotides. RefSeq lists its product as uncharacterized. Gene Ontology annotation, cellular component: cytoplasm. Lineage: Eukaryota; Heterolobosea; Eutetramitea; Acrasida; Naegleriidae. The record is from RefSeq and is a predicted model, not a curated record. The coding region runs from base 1 to 1092 and encodes 363 amino acids. The transcript has 2 exons.
AUGUCCUUCUUAGAAACGAGUUUUGAUCGUUACUAUCAAGCCAUAGAACCCUAUACAUUCAAAUCAGUGAGUGUCGAGUUGAGUAGAGAAGAAGCUCAAGCAUUGUUGGAUGAACACUCGGAAUUUGUUUCAACAUUUAAAGAAAGUUCUAAAAUUCAGGAAUUGAUGAAUUCGUGUGAGAUGGAUCUGUUGAUGGAAUAUCAAGAUUGGAAGAGUGAAGAUACAAUGCAGCAAGCUUAUCAGAAUGAUGAAUCGAUUCAAAUUCAUCAACGAAGAAAAAUUCUUCACUUGAUUGCUGAGAAAAUUGAUCGUGCAGUGACAAAAUUACCUAAUUGGGAACAACAUGGAUUUUUCUGUCGAUUAGCAACCAUGUCUCCAAAAGAUGCUUGUAUCUAUCGUGUUGGAUUUAUUCAGAGAGUAUAUGAACAUUACAAGGAAAUUUGUAAAAUGGAAAAACAAUUACAUAUUGAUUUUGAAACGGAGAGUAAUCGAAAAUUGUAUGCCUUGUACAGAGCGAGUACAUCCAUUCUUCGAUUGAAACGUGGACACGAAGCAGUUCAAUUGUUGAUUGAAUCGGAACGAGCUCGUCAGGAGUUAGUGAAAAUUGCAAGUGGACAAUAUAAUGAGAGCACUAAAACAAAUGAAAUUAUUUUAAGAGAGUUUAAUGAGUUUGAUGUUGCAAUGGAAUUUAGAUCUUUUGUUUUCAAUCGAAAACUCACUGGUAUUACACAAUAUAAUCCUUAUGUGUAUUUUCCUCAUAUUGAAAAGAAUAAGCAAGAAAUUCAUGAGCAGAUUUCAACAUUUUUGAAUGAGCAAGUCAUUGGCAACUCUGUGAUUGAUAUUCCAAAUUUCAUUGUGGAUCUUGUCAUUACAUUGGAUGGAAAAGUGAAAAUUGUUGAAAUUAAUCCACUUGCAGAAUUUGCUGGAACAUGUUUAUUCACUUGGGAAAAGGAUCGACAUGUUAUUACAGGAGAUGGCAGCAAGGUGGAAUUUCGAAUUGUUACUGACGUGAAUGACAUGGCAGAAAAAGAAAUGUCUUCAGAAUGGAAGAUUGCAUUUGCCAAGUUGGAAAAGAUUUAUUUGAACAAGUAA